Molecule: messenger RNA, 1323 nt
Organism: Protomyces lactucae-debilis
Lineage: Eukaryota; Fungi; Ascomycota; Taphrinomycetes; Taphrinales; Protomycetaceae
Exons: 1
Coding region: 1-1323 (440 amino acids)
Source: RefSeq, a predicted model, not a curated record
AUGUCUUCAACAUCUGGUCGUAGUCAACGCGCGCUACGUCGCACGACGGGUCAUGCGCACCUUGAGCCAGUAGAAUCUACAGGAUCCAUUCGAACGGCUUCUGCGCCGCCUUAUCUUGCACAUCCAAAACGGCGGAUUGAUAUGAUACAAGCUCUAGAGACAAAAGGACGACCUGGUCGUGCAUCUACGAUUUCGCCUACUGGUGUGCGCAAGCAACCUCUCAAGCCAGCUGAAUCAAACGCUUCUGAGGAUUCCUUCGUGGUGACUGAUCAAUCUCCUGCUAUAGCACAACAAAUGCAGGUCUUGGAAGAGCGCUACACGCGUCUAGCAGAAGCCCUUAUCAAGGCUGAACUUUGCUAUACAGAUUCUACGCUACAGACCAUCGAGAGGGAUUCCUGUCCAGCCCUUUCUACUGUGCUUGUAGAAGCAGAACAGCUUCGAGACCCUCGCAUUGCACAAGCAAAGAGAAGACAUGCACUAGCGUGUCAGCAAGAAGAGAUUCGUUGGCAAGCUCAAAAGCAAGCUGCCCAUGUGGCUUAUAUCAGUCGUCGUGGAGAAGUGCGCAUGCGAAUCCGACAAGGGCUGUCUGCGGAGAUCUUGAAAGUUGGCAGAGAGUAUGAAGAGAUGAUGCGCGCAGAGGCACCUGGUAUGCAGCUUGCGCCAGAGCUUGUUGAGCAGAUCCAGCGAAGGCCCGUCAGAGACAGACGUGGCCCGCGUGGUGCAAACAGGGCAGAGCAGGACGAAGACUUCUUGGUGAUGGGUUUACAACCGACCCAAAGGGUCAUGACACGCCCAGCGUCACCUGAAAUACUUGCAACAUCGCCCAUACGUCGACGCAAACGGCGUGCAGAUUCGACGUUGCUGCCGUAUGUACGCCUGCGUUCGAGAACGCCAGAGACACGACAAACAGGACCUUUGCCAUCUAUGACGCAAGUCUUACAGCGCGAGACAAUCGCAGCACACGACGCCAUGGCUGAUGAGGGCGAAGAAGUGGAGGAAGCGCAGAAAGCGCCAAAGCCUAAAUUGCACCACACUUAUUUCAUGCCAGCGAGCAGUCAGCCACCUUCACGCUUUGCCACACCCCGACCUAGUCGGCCAUCGUCUCCAUCUGGCUACAGUUACCCGUAUGCUUCAGCUGCCACAGCCAGUCGUGCGCAGAGCCGAGUGGUGAGCCCAGUACAGAAACGUUCACGCGAUUUGUGGGCGAAGACGACAAUGGCUGUGCCUGUGAGUGGCACCGUGACACCAGAUAGAGAGGGCGGCGCCUCAGCCGCCAUCAUACCGGAUCGCAGGGUCUCGGUGCCCUGGGAGCUGCCUCAUUAA